This is a messenger RNA of Ilex paraguariensis (yerba mate), 1970 nucleotides long. The record is from the annotation of a GenBank genome assembly. NCBI's taxonomy places the organism in Eukaryota, Viridiplantae, Streptophyta, Magnoliopsida, Aquifoliales, Aquifoliaceae.
CAGAGAGACAGAGAAUCAUGGCGGUAUCAAGUUGCGCUAGGGUUUUCCCCACUUUCGAGUGCCGAUCAGACCCGCCGGAAUAUUCCAACACCCGCCGGUUUUCCACCGGGAAAUCAACCUCAUCAUCGAUCCACAAACCCCUCGCCGCCUCUUUCGCUGGCUCGCCCGGUAAUCUCUCGUCUCUGAUCUUCAAAUUUCCUCCGAAUUUCGUGCGGCAACUUAGCACCAAGGCCCGGAGGAACUGCAGCAACAUAGGCGUCGCUCAGGUCGUAGCGGCAGCGUGGUCCACCAAUCCACCUCCCUCCGCCGCUUCCAUCGAUGCUCCUUCUCCGAUCGAGGUUCCGAUUGUUGAUGAGGGAGUGCCGGCGGACAACGGUAACGGCUCUUUUAAGAUUGAUGAUGUACAGUUGUCAGCUCUAAAUGAUUCUAACACGGCGUCAUUUCUGACCUCUGAUGGUAGCAUUGCCAUUCAUGCUGGUGAAAGAUUAGGUCGUGGUAUAGUUACUGAUGCAAUCACCACUCCUGUUGUUAACACUUCUGCCUACUUCUUCAAGAAAACUUCUGAGCUUAUUGAUUUCAAGGAGGGCCGCCAUGCAAGUUUUGAGUAUGGGCGUUAUGGGAAUCCAACUACUGUUGUUGCAGAGGAGAAGAUCAGUGCACUUGAGGGGGCUGAAUCAACCCUGUUGAUGGCAUCUGGAAUGUGUGCUAGCACUGUUUUGCUGAUGGCACUUAUUCCAGCUGGUGGGUAUCUUGUGACAACUACAGAUUGCUACAGGAAGACUCGAAUUUUCAUUGAGACCAUACUCCCCAAAAUGGGAAUUAAGACUACUGUGAUUGAUCCUGCCAAUGUGGAUGCUUUGAAAUCUGCUCUGGACAAGAAUGAGGUCACUCUUUUCUUUACAGAAUCACCAACAAAUCCGUUUCUCCGGUGUGUUGACAUUGAAUUGGUGUCAAAGCUCUGCCACAGUAAAGGAGCUCUGGUCUGCGUGGAUGGAACAUUUGCUACACCUUUGAACCAAAAGGCCCUCUCUCUUGGUGCUGAUAUUGUCUUGCAUUCUGCAACAAAAUACAUUGCCGGUCACAAUGAUGUCCUUGCUGGUUGCAUUAGUGGUUCCGAGAAGCUUAUGGCUAAAGUCCGUACACUCCAUAACAUUUUGGGUGGUGCUCUUAACCCAAAUGCCGCGUAUCUGAUCAUUCGAGGCAUGAAGACACUGCAUCUUCGUGUACAGCAGCAAAACACUACAGCAUUGAGGAUGGCCAGACUUUUAGAGGGACAUCCUAAGGUGAACCAUGUAUAUUAUCCUGGCCUUGUUAGUCAUCCUGAACACUACAUGGCCAAGAGACAAAUGACUGGUUUUGGUGGUGUGGUUAGUUUUGAGAUUGAUGGGGACUUGAUGAAAACCGCAAAGUUUAUUGAUGCCUUGAAAAUCCCUUAUAUAGCCCCUUCAUUUGGGGGCUGUGAGAGCAUCGUAGAUCAGCCUGCAAUCAUGUCGUACUGGGAUCUUAGCCAGGCAGACAGGGCUAAAUUUGGGAUUAAUGACAACUUGGUUCGAUUUAGCUUUGGGAUUGAAGACUUUGAGGACUUAAAGGCUGACAUCCUUCAGGCCUUGGAAGCCAUAUAAGGCGCAUUACCAUCAUUUGCUACACCUCCCCAUUCUCUUCCAAACUCCUGGUUCUAAGACAUAUGUUUUUUUGGUUUCUGUUUCGAUAUUUUCACCUUGUGAGUCUACAAAUGGUGAUAGUUUUUCAUUUUGGACUAGAACGUUCCUUUCUGCAAUUUGUUGAAUUUCCUUGUGCUUGGCUACUCCUUGAUGCAUUUCCAGAAGAAGAACAAGUAGCAGUAAGAAAAUUGAGUUAAUUAAUAAAUGAUGAAUGGCUACAUACUCUGAAGUAAGAUGAUUACAUGACUACAUACAUCUAGUAAGACGUAAACAAGGGCAUUGGACGGGAAGAAAAAGGGGGAAAGAGAA